This is a messenger RNA of Guyanagaster necrorhizus, 1372 nucleotides long. Its product is annotated as acetate kinase. The record is from RefSeq and is a predicted model, not a curated record. Gene Ontology annotation, molecular function: acetate kinase activity. Gene Ontology annotation, biological process: acetate metabolic process; phosphorylation. The transcript has 6 exons. The coding region runs from base 48 to 1331 and encodes 427 amino acids. Lineage: Eukaryota; Fungi; Basidiomycota; Agaricomycetes; Agaricales; Physalacriaceae.
CUGCUAAGGAGUCUCGCCUAAGUUCGAGCGCGUCUCUCUUUACCAUCAUGAUGUCCCCCAGAACAGGACUCGUCCUUGCCGUCAACGCAGGCUCGUCGUCGCUCAAGAUAUCUCUCUACGCCCUUAGAGGAGGUACAACACCCUGUCUCCUACUCACGUCGUCAAUCUCAAGUAUAACCGCUCCACCGGCCAAAUUCUCUUUCAAGUCAGUCUCGACGGAACCCAAGAACAUUGUGUCUGACAUCCUGUCCAUCACCGACCACGCGUCCGCCUUCGCCCAUUUCCUGCACGUGCUCCAGGGUGAAGCAGACAUCGACAAAGGUGCUAUUGUGAAUAUCUGUCAUCGCGUUGUUCACGGCGGGGAUUACAGUGAUCCUGUCAUUAUCGGUGAUGAGACACUUCAUCACAUUGAGAGGCUUUCUGAUCUCGCACCACUACACAAUGGUGCUGCUCUGACAGUCAUCACUUCCUGCAUCUCUGUCCUCCCCAAUGCUAACUCUAUAGCAUUCUUUGAUACCGCCUUCCAUCGUUCAAUACCGCCGCAUAUAGCUAGCUAUGCCAUCGAUCAGGCCGUGGCCAACAAACGAGGUCUCAAGAAGUAUGGUUUUCAUGGACUUAGCUACUCCUUUAUACUUCGUUCGGUCGCCGAGUUUCUCGACAAGUCCCCGACGGAACUGAACCUCAUUGUCCUUCAUCUCGGGUCAGGCGCGUCAGUAUGCGCGAUAAAGAACGGUUUAUCGUACGACACAUCCAUGGGGCUCACACCACUCAAUGGCCUUCCGGGAGCUACGCGUUCGGGCGCCAUUGAUCCUAGUCUCAUCUUCCAUUAUACUAACAAAGCCGGAAGAAUCAGUCACGAUCCGGAACUCGCGACGCAGAUACACGUCACGCAAGCAGAAUAUAUCUUGAACUCCAAGUCAGGAUGGAAGUCUCUUACCGGAACGACCGACUUUGGGCUUGUUACCCGACGUGCAAAAAAAGGCUCGGAUAUGGACCAGCUCGCGUUCAAUCUUUUCAAGGACCGCAUCCUCAAUUACCUAGGGUCUUAUCAUCUGAAGCUCGGUGGUCGCGUCGAUGCAGUAGUCUUUGCUGGUGGUAUCGGAGAGCGCAGCGUGGAGCUCAGGGAAGCUGUUGCCGAUAAAUUGAAAUGCUUAGGCUACUCUGGCGUUAGCGGCGACAAUGGGAACGUGGAUAGUAAAUCUGAUCACGUCGUGAUCGAUAUCAGCGAGGGGACCCCGGAAACAAAGCGUACUCUGGUAUGUCGGACAGAUGAGCAGUUUGAGAUGGUGAGACAGUGCGUUCACAGUGAUAAGUUUUGGUCCACCGAAUGAUGAUGAGUAAUGUAUCAUAUUAAUCGAUUACAUGUAUCACC